UUAAUCAAAAUGUUCAAGGUAGCAGCUCUGUGCUUAUUCAGUUUUAUCUGUGCUGUUCAAGGCAAGGCCUUGCAGGGUCAAUACGAUAAUUCCUACACCUUGUGCCCGGAACCCGAUAAUCCUGGAAUAUUGGUAGCCACCGUACAUUCUUCGAAUCCUCAAAGCUUCAUCACAGACAUUCGCAUUCCGAGAACAAGUGUUUUUGACAACCCAAUUAGCUGCAUCAAAGUAAUUGACAAUAAGGAUAACAGCUUCACCGAUGCUGGUCCCAUAGAAGGAGGUCUUAACCAGAACUUUAUCAAAUUUAGAAUUUAUUUCCUCAACGGUUGGUUGGACAACCUUCCGUUAUCGGUAGGAUUCGACUACACUUUCAAAAUCUACACUAAACCUCCUAAAUAAGGUUUAGAAAAGGUGUAAAAUAUUAUAUUUAUAAAAAGACG
Phyllotreta striolata is the source of this 440-nucleotide messenger RNA. The record is from the annotation of a GenBank genome assembly. NCBI's taxonomy places the organism in Eukaryota, Metazoa, Arthropoda, Insecta, Coleoptera, Chrysomelidae.